AUAUGAAGUAAUUGUCUUUCACAAUGCAAUGCUCACAAUACUUUUGAUAUGCUUCUCAUCUGAUUUGUGUAAAUACAUUUGACCAACACUUAAUCCAACUGAUCUUAAUGGUUAAUCACUUAACCAUUUGGUAAACCUAUAUAUUUCCAUUUCAGCAAUACAGUAUAUGGAUUUUGAGAACUAUAGAAAUAAAAUAUGUGUUUGUAAGAACAUAUAAAAUAACCACACCUGAUGAGAACUCGUUAUUGCUAAUUGAUUUCAGAUGGGGUAACCACAAUUGGUCAUUAGAUAUAAGUGAGGGUCUGAACACUGGCAAUUUCUUUCAACAUGGACCAGGAUAGACAGCAAGGAAUUGGAAGAGCUCGUGGACGAGGGAUCCAUCAGAGAGGUGGGCAUGGGGCCCAUCAAAGGGUUGGUCAUCGGAGAGGGGGAGGCAGAACUGUUGUCUCUAAUGAAGUCCGGGCCAUCGUCGUUGAUCAUGUGGUGAACCGAGGCCUUACUAUGGCAGAAGCUGCCAGAUUAGUUGAGCCAAAUCUAAAAAGAUCAACUGUCAAUUCUAUCAUCCGAACCUUUCGCCAAGAAAACCGAAUUAACAGAAAACCCCAUAGUGGUGGUCGUGGCCGUGUGCUGACCGACCAGCAAGAGUUGGCAGUGGUGGAAAUGGUGAGGGCCAGGAAUGAUAUACGGCUGUCAGAAAUAAAGCAGGAAAUUGAGGAGAACAAUGACACCUUUGCCAAUGUGGCAUCCAUCAGCCUACCAACAGUAGCCCGCCUUUUAAAGCGGCACCAGGUAUCAAUGAAACACAUUUACCUGGUGCCUUUUGAGAGAAACAAUGACCGGGUGAAACAACUAAGGGCUGAGUAUGUUCAGAGGGUUAUGGUGCUUGACGCUGAUGUGAACCAUCACAAGUACGUUUUUGUUGAUGAAGCGGGCUUUAACCUUGCCAAAACUCGUCGCCGUGGACGUAACAUUAUCGGCCAACGGGCCACUGUCCAAGUGCCUGGACAACUACUAUAG
Molecule: messenger RNA, 1017 nt
Organism: Perca fluviatilis (European perch)
Lineage: Eukaryota; Metazoa; Chordata; Actinopteri; Perciformes; Percidae
Exons: 4
Coding region: 328-1017 (229 amino acids)
Source: RefSeq, a predicted model, not a curated record